This is a messenger RNA of Pelmatolapia mariae (spotted tilapia), 9125 nucleotides long. It is a transcript of the gene nfat5b, whose product is annotated as nuclear factor of activated T cells 5b. The transcript has 13 exons. Gene Ontology annotation, molecular function: DNA-binding transcription factor activity, RNA polymerase II-specific; transcription factor binding; RNA polymerase II cis-regulatory region sequence-specific DNA binding. Gene Ontology annotation, cellular component: transcription regulator complex. The record is from RefSeq and is a predicted model, not a curated record. Lineage: Eukaryota; Metazoa; Chordata; Actinopteri; Cichliformes; Cichlidae. Bases 198 to 4091 code for a protein of 1297 amino acids. Gene Ontology annotation, biological process: cytokine production; regulation of transcription by RNA polymerase II; calcineurin-NFAT signaling cascade.
ACAUGCGUCGUUGGCAGCCCGAGGGGGUACUCACCAGCAGAGUGGCGGCAGGGGCAGUUAACCAUCUCUAAGGACACUCUCACGCUAGUAGCGACCGCUGUCUGGUUCAAAGUUUUGGGGCUUUCUGUUCGGAGAAACAAACGUUUUAGCGACGCUGUGUUUGACGGUGUCCGGUUUCCUCACACUGAGGGAUUGCAAUGCCCUCUGACUUUAUCUCCCUUUUCAGCGGGGACCUCGACCUGAAUUCACCCAGAUCCUUGUACUCUAAAGAGUCAGUGUAUGACCUUCUUCCCAGAGAGCUGCAGUUGCCUUCAUCCACUCAGCAAAGCCCAAAAGUCAUGAGUCAAAAGAGCGGCGGAGAGGCAGGGCCUCUCCCUUCAGCUUCUCUAGCAUCAGAUGCCUCUUCUCUGACCAUGGAAGGCCCUCGCAGUGCUUUUUCCACCUCUUCCAGCUCCACCAUGCAUUCCAGUAAUCUAACCAAUGACCAGAAACCAGUUAAAGCCAGUAAUGUUGAUCCAGACGACACCAGGAGUACCAAAGUGGUACCAGAGGCUGCUGGAGCAGAACGUGGAAAUGGUAACGGCAGGGGCAGCGGCGAGCUAGCAGGAGGAAAAGGUGUAACAACCCAGGAAGGCCCACUGCAUCACCCACUGACUCCAUCAAAGCGUCGCACCGUACUGAACAUCUCGCCACCUCCAGAAGAUUUGUUUGAUGACAGCCGAAUGUCCUGCCAAGAUGAUGGGACCCAGGAUACAGAGCAAAGUAACAGCAUCUGGAUGGAUGAAUCUCUGUCCAACUUCAGUGUGACGAGCACGUUGUCUUACAAUGACAACACAGAGGUGCCACGGAAGUCCCGCAAACGUACCCCUCGUCAAAGGCCUGGCCCUAAGACGGCGCCGCCAGGGGAGGGCAGCAUGGAUGUGUUUGAUGCAGACAGUGCCAAAGGCCCCCACUUUGUCCUGUCGCAGCUAGGCCCUGACAGCAAGGGAGGACAUAAAGGAAGUUCUGAUGAACCUCAGACUACUAUUCAGAAAGGAGGAACUCUCUCGAUGCAGUUCCCACAAAAGAGUGAGGGGAAAGAGUUGAAGAUCCUUGUCCAGCCUGAGACCCAGCACCGAGCCCGCUAUCUGACUGAAGGCAGCAGAGGAUCAGUGAAGGACCGCACUCAGCAGGGCUUCCCUACUGUAAAGUUGGAGGGAGUGAACGAGCCAGUGGUUUUGCAGGUGUUCGUUGGCACCGAUGCCGGCCGCGUGAAGCCUCAUGGGUUUUACCAAGCCUGCAGGGUUACUGGUCGCAACACCAUAGCCUGCAAGGAGAUUGAUAUUGAAGGCACAACUGUUAUCGAAGUGUCCCUGGAUCCAAGCUCCAACAUGGCCCUAGCGGUGGACUGUGUUGGGAUCCUGAAGCUUCGCAACGCUGAUGUAGAGGCUCGCAUUGGGGUGGCCGGAUCAAAGAAGAAGAGCACACGCGCUCGGCUCGUGUUUCGGGUCAACAUCCCCCGUCCAGAUGGUUCAGUGCUUACACUACAGACUCCCUCAUCUCCAAUCCUGUGUACCCAGCCAGCAGGAGUGCCUGAAAUACUGAAAAAGUCACUGCACAGCUGUUCAGUGAGGGGUGGAGAGGAGGUCUUCAUCAUUGGAAAAAACUUUCUUAAAGACACCAAAGUCAUAUUUCACGAGAAUGCCUCUGAUGAGAAGUCAUGGAAGGCAGAGGCUGAAAUUGACAUGGAGCUUUUUCACCAGAAUCACCUGAUAGUAAAGGUUCCUCCCUACCAGAACCAAGCCAUCACAUCUAAAGUGUGUGUAGGAAUCUACGUGGUGACGAAUGCUGGGAGAUCCCAUGACGUUCAGCCAUUUACUUACACUCCAGAUCCAGCAACAAUCGAUGUUCCUGUGAAGAAAGAGUUGCCUUCUCCAGUGAAGACGUGUUCUUUUGAUGAGCAAAUUAAAGAUGGAUCCCUGAUGCCUUUGUUGUCUUUAGUAAAGAGAGAAGAUGUCACUCCAAUGGAGGUGACAAGCAACCUUCAGUCUUCAGGAGUAUUUAAGCAGACUGGUGAUCUGUGCCCAGCCCAGCAGAACUCUGAUAUGACGGCAGGACAUCUAAAUAAAAACAGAGUAUUCUCCAGCAACCUGUCUCAGCCUGCAGGUGAUCCUGACAAAGGCCAGUCGCCUGUUUUUACCAGCACUGAGCCCUUAAGCACCAUCCAGAAGCAGGACAUUGUUGCGGGCAGCUCGUUCUCUGUGCCUGCAGACUCUCUGCUUCAGCAAGGAUCACAGCAGUUCCUUUUGGAGACCAGAGAUGGCCUCAGGCAGGAGAGGCCAGGUGUCAGUUCUGGAGCUGUGGGAAGGUUGUGUGGGGAACCUGCAUCUCAACCGCAGCAGCUGCCACUCUUUCCUCCAGAUGAAGUAGCCCAGCUGGAAGAAGCAGUGAGACAACUAAAAGCCAAAGGAUACUGUAACUUAUCACUUCAAUCUGACAACCCUAUAACCAAACAGCAGCAGCAACACAUCCAGCAUCAGCAACAGAUCCAAAAACAGCAAAUUCAGCAGCAGCAACAGCAGCAGCAGGUUAUGGAGAAUCUGCAGCAGCAGCUGUUUCAAUCACAGAUGCAGAUGCACUGUGCCAUGUUUCAGGAUGCAUCCCAGGCCAAAAAUGGAGAGCUUCAGGUCUCAUCACCAGGUGUGGUGACUAACCAGGGAUCACUUUUCCAGCCGGACCAGCAACAGCAACAACAACAGCAACAACAACAGCAACAACAGCAGCAGCAGCAGCAACAGCAAGCAGCUCUUUUUCAGCAGGCAAAUGAUCUUCUUUCUAUCCAGACAAACUUCCUCCAGCAGACCCCAUCUCACUCUUCACCCCCGAUGUUUCACAAUCCCAGCACUCUGGCAGAAACGCAGGAUCCACAGGGGGCGCUGUUUCAAAAAGCCUCCCAGGAACAGGUCCAGGCUGCACUCUUCCAAAGCACCAUGACAGUGCUACAGUCUCCAGAGCAGCAAGCCUCAUCCCCUGGACUCUUCCUCGCCCAGACCUCUAUGUCCAAUCAGCUUUCAAACAACAGUUCCCAGCAACAGCAGCAGCAACAACAGCAGCAACAGCAGCAGCAGCUGGCCUUCCUUAGCGCUUUACAAUCUUCUUCCCCUGAACCACAGUCAGUAUUUCAGACCCAGAUCUCCCCCAUCCAGCAGAGAAGCCCCAUGGAGCAGGAGCAACCAUCUCAGCCUCAACACCACACACAGCCAGCCCAGCAGGCCAGCCUGUUUCAGAGCAUCUCUCCACAUUCAUCUACAAAUUCACUUUCUCCAGGCCAGCAGCAGCAGCAACAGCAGGCUGGCUUGCUGUUUUGCAGCAACACCCUUUCCACACCAGACCAGGGCUCUAGCAUCCUUUUCAGCAACCAAGGCCAAAUGCCUCCUUUGACCAACAACAGUCUAGUUUCUCAAGAGCCCCAAAACACCCCUCUGCCCUUUUCUCAAGCCAACAUGGUGACGGUAACCCAGCAAGAUCGCCCAGAACCCAUGACCUUAGGGAACCCUGCUGAACCACCACAGCAAGCCAUGUUUCAGGAGCAACAACCUAUGCAGCUGGGGAACAGCAGCAACAGAGAGGAGCAGCCUGUGGGUCUCUUCAUGCCUCAGUCCACUAUGGCCUCUCUGCAGGGGGGUCUGGCCGCUCAGGAGCUUGCACAGUCAGCCGUGUUUGCCUCACAGAAUGGCGUGUCAAACCUCCAGACAACUACGUCCUCCCCUGUUCAACAGCCAGGAUCUCUGUUUCAAACAGCUGUGAGUGGGAGCGUCAAUCAAUCCAGCCAGCCUCAACAAGCUGGCCUCUUCCUUUUCGGUAUCCAGAACGAAUGUGGCCAGUUGAUGGAAACUCCUGGAAACACGCUGUCAGAUCAGAUAAUAGCAAUCAGCCAGUCUGGUCAGAACCAGAGAGAGAGUGAAGCGCACAUCCAGUCCCUGCUCAGCCAGUCCCUCUCUCAGUCUGGCACUGUGCCGAACACCAUGUCUGCCUCUCAGAACAUGGAGAAGAUUGACGAUCUGCUGGUCAGCCUGCAGGAGCCGGGCAGCAACAUAACUCGUUCCUACUAAUUGAAUGCAGGUUUAUAACUUUUUCUUUCUUUAAAAAGUUUUAUAUGUGGAAAGAUUGUAAAAAUUUGUAGGUCCAAAUAUUGUCUCUUGUGGUCACUUCAUGUUUUGUUUUUUUCUGAACUAUAUGCAUAUGAUUUGGUCUUCUUUUAAGGGUGUGUUAGGAAAGAACAGUUAAGAUGAGCUAAAGAUUUUAUAGUGACCAUGAAGAUAAAGUGGACAAAUUAAUAUUCGGAUAACUAAAAGAAAUGAAACAUAAACAUCUCUAACUCAAUGACUGAAUGGCUGAAAAUGGCAAUGGACUCCAGAGAAGGAAACUUCCGUGAAACUUUGAAAGAUGUUGAAUUUAGACCUCGGGAAUGACACUAACCAGCAAUCCUUGGAAUCUGUUAGAUUUCUAUCUGUAAGUAGAAUUUCAUUUCAUUUGCGGUAUCUUUUAGUUCUUGUGGUGUUUUCACAAAUCACGUUCUUUUUUUUUUCCUUUUUCCUUUUUUAAAAACUUUUGUAUUUUGGUUGCACGGAGCAUGGAUUGUGUGACACAGUGAGAGGAGUGCGGUAUGUAGGGGUUGAAGGGGUGUCAAACUCGUUUUUAACUCAAGGACCACAUGAAAUCAGUUUGAUUUCAUUUCAGUGGGUGUUAGGGUAGUUGAAUCACUGAACUUCAACUUUAAAAAGUUUAAUAAACAUAAGUUAAUGAAUCCUCCAUUUUUCAAAAAGAAAACAAGAACCAACAGUCCGAGAUGCUUUUGCUUUAACUUCAGUGUGGCAUGACAGGCCAUGGGUUAUUUCUUUUUCAAGAGGGAGUUGGUUUAGACAGCCACUCUCAUUAGUUGGAUAAUUUUUAAUUACUUUUAACUACUGCUAUUAAAAAAACCCAACAGACUGAAGAGACCAAAGAUUGUGCAAGUUUUACUUUUUGUUAAAGUCUUCGAGUGGGCUGAAUUGGCUCCUCUGCCCUCAUGUUUGACACCCCUGGUAGGUAGCUUCUGUUGAGUCAUGUGAUCCAACAGUGUAGAAAGUGUGCAAGAAGGCUGGAGCAGGCAGAGAAAUGAGAGAAAAAGGAUGAGCUGUAAAAACCAAUACACACUAAUCUUAUGUAAUAUCACAAUUAAGUUUUUUUUGUUUGUGGGUGCUUAAUAUUUCAUUGUUGUAGCAGCAAGCUUGCACCCGAUAAUGUAAAUAAAUCCGCUUUAGUUGUCUUUGUCACAAAGUGACUUUGGUUUCAUUGAUGAUGGAAGCUCAGAUGCUCACUAGGUGCACUGUACUUUUAUGUGUUAUAUUUUGCUGCAAAUCAGUCUUGUCAAGGCCAGUUGAGUAGAUUGAUUACUAUAAACUAAAAUAUUUGUAGUUCAAGCAAAGCUUGUCAGUGUGAUGGUCAGUGCAGAUUUGAAACACACACCAGUCAGCCACAAUAAUAAAACCUUCAAUAGUUUAAUGCAGUUUAUCGCCCCGCUGGGAGAACUUGGUUCCUGGCAUUCAUGAGGAUAACUGGACCUGUUGUUUGACCAGCGUAAAUACAGCUCAAGGAACGUCACGCUUCCCAGAUCCCAGUGAUGUCAAGCAUCGACAGUUUGAGCUGGAACAAGCCUGGUCUACGGAGUCCUCAAUUUACUACCGACCAAGUCCAGAAGGAUCCUCGCCACCAGAGAUCAUGACUCCGCCAGAGGUGUUCUUGAGGGACCCAUGCAAUAUUAGGAAGAUGGGUUUUAAUGUUGUGGCUGAUCAGUGUCUUUUUGAGUAUGAAAUGCUUUGCAGUAUCCACCACAGUGUACAGGCUUUGUAAUGAAGGCGUGACAAAAUUUAAGGCAUUUAGAAAAAAAAAAAAAAUCAUCACUUUAAUGAUGCCGGUCCAGUAGAGAACAGUAACGCCCACAGGAGGCAGCAAGUUUGCCCGAAGCUCCCUCUUCUGCAUUGUUUACAGUGAAUAUGAAUAUGGAUCAUAAAAACAAAUUACCACGAGAGUCUGAUUUAAGCCAGUAUCACUAAAUGUGUCCAAAUUAGUUACUGUAUAACAAAAAUGUUUUAUAACAGUGUGUCUUUUUGACAUCCAUGUUACAACUGCCACUGUUCAUUCACAGAAAAAGCUAAAACAUUAUUAGGCCUUUAUUUUAUUUAUCCAGGUAAAAGAUCUCAUUGAGAUUAAAAAUCUCAUUUCCAAGAGAGACCUGGCAUUGUACUAACAUAUUAGAUUCCUAAAAGCUGUGCUGGAAAACUGGACAAAUCAGGAAGAACUUAGCAUUUAACAUUUUAAUGCAGGUAAUGUAACUUCAGAUGACCUAUAUCUCAUAUAUAUAUAUAUAUAUAUAUAUAUAUAUAUAUAUAUGCACCUAGAGCAGAAUAUAUUAUAUGUAGAAUAUAUAUAUAUAUAUAUUAUAUUUUCAUUGUGUGCUUUAGUGUCAUUUUGUUGGUGUCAUUCUGCGGCAGGCACGCAUGAACAGGAGUAGUAUUCUUUUUCUUUUCUUUAUUUUUAAAGUCUUUCCAGCAGGUUAUUAAUGUGAUUGAUUCAGUGAAUGUUGAAAAAGCAGCAGCAUUCACUAAUGCUACUUCACAUCUCAUCCAGGAUAGUGUAUUAACAUGCACAAAUAGAGCCUGAUACGUAUGUUUUCUUGUAAAUGGAUACUGUACAGUUUUUACAGACUUCAUGUCGCCGUAAGCAGUUGGCCAGUGACCUCUGGACCAAAGUUUGACUCAAAUCUUGCUCUGAGUGAAUCCAGGAAUGAUGGAAGGCCAGUUUUAUGGCUCAUGAGUUUUUAUUCUGUUUUUACAGACUUGCAAUUUAGCUUGAAGAUCAGCGUAGUUUUUUUUUUUCUUCCUUUACAGAAUUUACAGAUUUUAUUGUUAGACAUUGUUCUACUGUUCACGCUUUUCCCCUCAAUGUCACAUCUAGUUUCCCUUUAAAGUGUGUGCAUGAACAAGGGGCUGAUCUCUGAUAGGAUCGGCUCCGUUUUACACCUCGUUGUUGCCGUGUUUUCUGUGUAUAGUUUGUCAGAAAUACAUCAACGCCGUUACAUUUUAUAUGCUUUCAAAUCUGAUUUAGCUGUCGGUUAGGAUGGAGACGAUGUAAACUUGAUUAAUGUAAUGUGUGGAGCUACAGGGCGUCAGUUGGAAGAGUUGGAGUGGUUUUUAAAGGGACCCAACUCCUGAAGAAAACCGGUCUUUGGAGAAAAGAGCUUUCUGAGAUUGGCUUUCUUCAAUUUGUGACUUUGUUUAAUAACUAAUAUUUCCAGUGUUGAGUAUUUAUGAUUUAAUUUCCUUUUUUUUGUAGAUACUAAUUCUUUUUUUUAUCAGUUUAGUACUUGUGCCUCUUUUCAGAGAAGUAUAUCUUAAUUUAUUUGUGUGUUGGUUACUCUCCAAAUUGUAAUCAGAGCUGUGGUUCUAACUUCGUGAAUGACACAGAUUGUGAUUUGGCAGCCACCCCCCAAAGACACACGCACACAUGUUGAUGCAGGCACCUUGCGAUGGAUAUUUCUGUGCACAGUUCCUUCUGUGACUUGCAGAAGUUGUAGCUACACCGUUAAGCUGACGUCACAUGUUUAUUUAUGGUUUGUAAUUAGACCGAAGGUCCGAUGUGACCAAAUACUUAAAAAACAGGGCAACAGUAUUUUUACAAUGAAAAUCAUCCUAAAUGUGCAUCAUGGUUGUAAAAGUGUCAUUUUGAGACACCGUGAAUGAAUGGUACACAUAAGGGGGAGGUGAUUACUUUUUUUUGGGGGGGGGGGGGAUUGAUUUCCUCAAUAGUGUAUAUUAUGUGUAAUUGUUGAUCAGAUAUGAGUGUGUUUCGCUCAUUUACACCGUCGUGUAUGGAAAACAAGAGGGAGGUUGUUGUUUUUGUUUUGUUUUGAAAAAAGUUCUCGUUUUUCUCAUUUUAUUUAAUUUUCUGUUUUCAGUAGAACAAUAUGUGGUUUUCUUUUAUUAUAACCUAUUAAUAUUGUGUCAGCAGAGUCACAGACAUUUUAGUUGUUUUGUGUGUUUUUUUGUUUUUUUUUAACCAUUUACACUGCUUAAAACACCCAUAAAGAUUGUACACGUGCCUUAACGAGAUGUUGUAGCAACAGUCAGAUUGACGUUUUACCAUAUCUGCUUGUUUAACACCCCGCUGGCCCUACCGGUGAUGGUUAGUCCUCAUUAAAUAGAAUGUUUCAAGCCAUAACACUUUGAGUGCACUUGAAGUGCUCGACAACAGUGACCAGAUAAAUGAGGUUGUGGUGGAUUCAUGUGUUGUGCAAUUUGUGUCAUAUCUGACUUGUUUGUACUGAAGUACCCAUUGCAUUUAUGUUGUUUGACACAGAUGCAAAAAAGAUUUUUCUCUGAAACUGCUAUGCAGCUAAUAUACCUUUUAAAUGUAGAUCUAUUACUUUUUGAACAUAUAUUUUUCUAUAUAGCCUCUCCCAUUUUUAGACUAAAGGAGAAACCAAAAUAGAUGUUCUUUGUUAUUUACAAAGAUGUUAAUUCUGUUAGUCGAAAUGCUAACUUUUCAGCAACAAUUAAAGAUGCUUUCUUGUGUUUUGGUUGAGACAAGGGUCGCAAAUGUGUGUUUUCUUUGUUACCAUCUUACUUAAAGGCUUUGUGAGGAGAUGCGAGUCAUACCUCUGUCUAUAUCAGUUGUUUACUGUGCAGUGGUUCCCUUUCUUUCUGAUGUCUCUCAGGGCAUCCUGGUAAACAGGAUGUCAUUUUAAUUGUCACAAGUCAUCUUGCUCAGACCUGUCAGACCAGUAAAAGGUGGUGCACACUAGAUUUGUUCUCCAAUUUGAAAACUGUGUGUAUAAUUAUCCUUGCCACAAAUUGUUUGCUUUGCUUAUACUUCCCAUUUCUCUGCCAUAUUUAAAGCCUAAGUGAACGACUCUUCUAGUAAACAUCUGAAGGUGUAAAAAUCUCCCUUUCUGUUUCUAACCAUGUGAACAACUAUCAAAUCAUCAUUACCCAAUAUAUAUUUAAAAACAACAACAACAAACAAAUAACUUUUAUAUAUCUGGCUUUUAUUGGGACAUUUUUACUCUCUUGCAAUUAAUUUUCUGUUAAACUUGCUGCUAUCUGUAA